GGAGAGGCCAGUUUCCAGUUGCAGUCAACGACCCCAAUCAAAUAUGAAACACCUGUCAUUUUCAAAACUUUAAAACACGGUUUAAAAUUACUUCCGACGGGCCAAAAGAGGAAAAGGGGGAACAAAAGGUCGGGAACAGGGAGAAUUGCCGGUCCGAGGUUUCCCGUAUUCCGAUCAAAUGGCGAUACUGUACGCGCUUGUGGCCAGGGGUUCGGUGAUAUUGGCGGAAUUCAGCGCGACUUCCACCAAUGCUAGCUCCAUAGCCAGGCAGAUCCUGGACAAAAUCCCCGGCAACAACGACACUAACGUUUCUUAUUCCCAAGAUCGCUAUAUUUUCCACGUCAAGCGCACCGAUGGCCUCACCGUUCUCUGUAUGGCCGACGAAACCGCCGGAAGGAGGAUCCCUUUCGCUUUCCUUGAAGAAAUUCAUCAGAGGUUUGUGAGGACUUAUGGCAGGGCUGUGUUGUCAGCUCAAGCUUACGCCAUGAAUGAUGAAUUUUCCAGAGUUCUUAGCCAGCAGAUGGAAUACUACUCAAACGAUCCAAAUGCAGACAGGAUAAACCGCCUCAAAGGUGAAAUGAGUCAGGUACGCAAUGUUAUGAUAGAGAAUAUUGACAAAGUUUUGGAGAGAGGUGAUCGAUUGGAAUUGCUAGUUGAUAAAACCGCAAACAUGCAAGGAAACACUUUCCGUUUCAGGAAGCAAGCUCGGAGAUUUCGAAGCACCGUGUGGUGGAGAAACGUCAAGCUCACGUAUGUGUCCCUGGACUAAAUUUUGUUUUUCGUUUUUUUGUUUCUUGUGGUUAUUGAAGCAAAGUUAUAAGCUUUCGUAUUGGAAGAUACAUCUCUGCCUUUUUUCUCUGGGAGGGUCAACCGCGUCUAUAUUUGCAGAUUAUCAGGGUUUUUUUUUAUUGGGAUGGCAGUUGUUUGUUUGGGCUGCAUAUUUCAGAACUAUUUCACUUCCGUGAUUAGAUUUUAACGUUAAGAACAACUUCAUUGAUUCCUCACUGAUUUGUUCUGUCAUGGAGUAAUAUUUUUCUGUCCUUCAGGAGGACCAUUGUUAUAGUGGUCUGUGAAUCCCACAAUCUAGAUUAUAGACAACAUACUGGUCUUGAUACCUGCCCACUGAUGAAUCCUUAUUCUCCCGGUGGGUGGCGAUGGGGGCUGUUGUUGACACCAUUCUUGAUCUUCAGAAUGACCACCUAUAUUCUUCAAGCCAUAAACUUUAUAUAGAUCACAAACAUUUUCUGCUCUUUAGUUGUUACCAUACGAAAUUCUAUUGAUUUUAUUUAUUUAUUUUUUGCAGAGUUGCUCUUAUCGUUCUCCUCCUUGUGAUAGUUUACGCUGUUUUGGCUUUUGUCUGUCAUGGGCUGACACUUCCUUCUUGUCUGAAGUGAAAACUACAUCAUUACUGGAGAAAUCUUGUUUCCUUUUCUGGGAUGUUCAUCUUGGCUGGCUCAGUUUCUCCAAUACAUGUUGCAAAAUCUGGUUGUGAGAAUGUCUUCCACUUGCGUAUUAUGAUCGUUCCUAAUACGCCAAUGUAAUUUAAUCAGGGCACAACUGCUUCUUGUACCUGGUUUGACUUGCUGCAGUUACUAAGGUUUUAAAAGCAUAAUUUAUUCUUUUGGUAAUUCUCCAGAUGUACCUUUUUGGUGUAGAAAUAUGAGUUGUGUUGUGCAGGAGAAAUGGAGUUGUGUUUUGAGUGACAAUUCAAUCAUGAUGGUUGCAAGUUUGGAGGGAAUUUGCAAUGUUUUGUUGCUGUAUCUUGUUGAUGAGCCCACGUACACAUUCCUGGAUCUUCUUCCUAGUGUUGAAUUGUGAAAGAUUGAUGAAACUUGAGGAACAUCAGUAUUGUUUUUAUAUUAAAAAAUUCACAAUAUUUGGACUAGCAUUGUGAAAUUGGUGAUUGAUUUGGAAUUGAAAAGAGUCUUGUGCAAAAAGAAAAGGGAAGGUUGGGGUACAAAAGUCCCAUCUUCUAUAUAUUCUCACCUGAUGGAGAGUCUUUAGAUUUUUGAAGAUUGAUUACUGAGUAAUGUACCCAAAUUCAAUCUUUUAUCUGAUUAAGUUUCUCUUUUGCAAAAAAGGAAAAAGCUUAAGAUGCUUAAGCAUAGGGCUGGGAAUGCCAUUACCAGCAGUUCAGUCGACAAGCAUCUUGCUUAGUGGUGUACUUUUAAGAUUGACUAAAUCUUUCUCAAUUUUUUUUUGGUAUAUAAAAGGAGAGUGUUUUUUUUUUUUUUAUCAUCAA
Oldenlandia corymbosa var. corymbosa is the source of this 2242-nucleotide messenger RNA. Lineage: Eukaryota; Viridiplantae; Streptophyta; Magnoliopsida; Gentianales; Rubiaceae. The record is from the annotation of a GenBank genome assembly.